This is a messenger RNA of Zonotrichia albicollis (white-throated sparrow), 5505 nucleotides long. Lineage: Eukaryota; Metazoa; Chordata; Aves; Passeriformes; Passerellidae. The record is from RefSeq and is a predicted model, not a curated record.
AUUCCAGCUCCGAGGAGGAGGAUGAUGACGAUGAGGAGGAAGAGGAGGAAGCAGAGGACUAUGGCACGGAUGGCACAGACAGGCUGUCGUCGCCUGCCCUGGAUGAGAGUGGCCUGGGCCUUCUGGCCAGGUUUGCUGCCAGCGCCAUGCCCAGCCCCAUCGUUCCCCCUCCGCUCUCCAUCAUCCAGCUGGAGGCCAAGCAGAAGGCCAAGAAGAAGGAGGAGAGGCAGAGCCUGAUGGGGACAGAGUUUGAGUACACUGACUCGGAGAGCGAGAUCAAGAUCAGGAAGAAGUCUCCCUCGGGGCUGCUGCGCGGCAAGAAGGGGCCGCUGGAGCCCAGCAGCAUCCCGGCCAGCCAGGCCCCCAGCAGCCUGGACUCCACAUCUGGGAGCGCUGACAAGGCCAAGCUGGGCUCUGAGAAAGGCCGAAAGCUGAAGAAAUUCAAAUCCCCCAAGGACCUGAGCUUUGAGUUCGGGCUGGAGGCCAGCGAUGACGACCUGUGGAACCGGCGCCGCAGCGAGCGCAUCUUCCUCCAUGACGCCACCACCUCCUCGGCCAUGCUGACAUCCACAGCCCCUGCCAGCUCCACCCCUGUCCCCAAACCUGGCCGCUGCGGCAAGGGGGCCCCCAUGAGCCCCAAAAAGGAGAGCAGCAAGGGCAAGGACAGGAAGGAGCUCAGCAAGCAGCGGAAGAAGGGUAAAGAAACGCCCUGCUGCUCCUCCUCCUCAUCCAUGUCUCCUCCUGGCAUCCCCAGCUCCCCUUCUGAUGUUCGGGUCAGCCUGGCAAGUGCCCUGGGCUCCACCAAGAAGAGCAAAGCUAAGGUGAAAGCCAAGGAGGUGAAAAAAGAGAACCGAGGGAAGGGAGGAGCUGUCAGCAAGCUCAUGGAGAGCAUGGCAGCAGAGGAGGAUUUUGAACCCAACCAAGACAGCAGCUUCUCAGAGGAUGAGAACAUCCCACUGAGCAUGCUGGUUGAGAGGCCACCCACACCAGCUCCCCGCUCCUGCAUCAUUGACAAGGAUGAGCUGAAGGAUGGCCUGCGUGUCCUCAUCCCCAUGGAUGACAAACUGCUCUAUGCUGGGCAUGUCAAGACAGUGCAUUCACCAGACAUAUACCGCGUGGUGGUGGAGGGCGAGAGGGGGAACCGUCCCCACAUUUACUGCCUGGAGCAGCUCCUGCAGGAAGCGAUCAUCGAUGUGAAGCCCCCCUCAGUGCGGUUCCUGCCCGAGGGCACGAGGAUUGCGGCCUACUGGAGCCAGCAGUACCGCUGCCUCUACCCAGGGACAGUUGUCCGAGGAACCCUGGAUCUGGAGGAAGAUGGUGAUCUCAUCACCGUAGAGUUCGAUGACGGGGACACGGGACGCAUCCCACUGUCUCACAUUCGGCUUCUCCCACCUGACUACAAGAUCCAGUGUGCUGAGCCUUCCCCUGCCCUUUUGGUGCCCAGCACCAAGCGCAGAAGCCGUAAAUCCAGCAAAGACACUGGAGAAGGAAAAGAGGGAUCUGCCCUGGGGUCAGAGGAGCCUGUGUCAAAGGGCAAAGGGCGAGGCAGAAAGCCAAGUGUCAAGGCCAAAGCUGAAGAGGCUGCCUUGCCUGAAGAGAAGGAGCAGGUGGAAUCUUCACCUGUUACCUCCUCAGUCCCAGAGAAGCCGGCCUGCUUGAGCAAGCCAAGCAUGAAGGGGUCGCGAAAAUCGCAACCGCUGCCGACUGGAGGCUCUCCCGCUCCCACAGAGGAAAAGCGCUCAAAAGCCAGCAAAAUGAAGAUCUCCACGAAGCUGCACAGCAACCCCCAACCCUCUUACCAGCCUGCUGUGUUUGGCAGCAUCCUGGGCACGGAGCCCUAUGGCGAUCUCCCGGGAACGCUGGCGGCCUUUGGCUCCAGCGAUGCUUCGGUGUCCAAAGCCAAGGCCAAGAAAGGGCGGCCCACAGAGGAGACACAAGAGUUUGGCACCAUGGUCAAGGCUCAGAGGAAGCAUGACAAUGAAAUCCUGAUCAAGCUGGACCAUGAGGGUGUGAUGUCUCCAAAGACAAAAAAGAUGAAGGAGGCGAUGAGGAUGCUGGAGGACUCGAACCUGGCCAGUCGCAGAGAUGGGAAGAGUCUCUUGGGGCUGGGCUAUUCUGCUGCAGUGAGUGUGGAGGGCAAGCAGAAAUCUUCCCGAGCCAAGGUGGCUGAGGGAGACCCUUCCCCUGCCAGCUUUGGGGGAAAGUUUGAUGCCUCAGCAGAGAGCCUUGCUGCCUCGAAGGACCAGGAAGAAAAGGCAGCAGCUCCAGCAGGUGUGGAGGAGUCUGAGAGCAACAGCAGUGACAGCAGCUCAGAGUCAGAGGGAGAAGAGGAGGCUGAGAAGAACCAAGGGGAAGCCCAGGACAGCAGCUCAGCCAGCUCAAGAGCAUCCACCCCUCUCUCUUCCUCCAACUCCUCCUCUUCUUCCUCUUCUAGCAGCAGCUCCUCUUCAUCUUCAUCUUCCUCCUCUUCCUCCACCUCAUCAACCUCUUCUUCAUCAAGCUCCAGCUCUUCUUCCUCCUCCACUACGGAUGAAGAUUCCUCGUGUAGCUCUGACGAUGAAGUAGCUGAGGCCCAGCCGAGUUCCUCGGUGCAGCAAACCCUCCCAGCCAAGCCAGCCAAGCAGGCAGGGAAAUCCCGGGCGUCCUCCCACCCGCAGAGCCAGAAGCAGCCGGCGCAGCAGCCGCAGCAGCAGCCGCAGCAGCAGCCGGCAGCGCCGCAGGGCGGCAACAAGAGCCGGCCCAAGAAGCGCGAGGGCAUCCACCUGCCCACCACCAAGGAGCUGGCCAAGCGCCAGCGCCUGCCCUCCGUGGAGAACAGGCCCAAGAUUGCCGCUUUCCUCCCGGCACGGCAGCUGUGGAAGUGGUUUGGGAAGCCCACACAGAGACGAGGAAUGAAAGGGAAGGCCAGGAAGCUGUUCUACAAGGCCAUCGUGCGGGGCAAGGAGAUCAUCCGCAUCGGGGACUGCGCCGUUUUCCUCUCCGCCGGCCGCCCCAACCUGCCCUACAUCGGCCGCAUCCAGAGCAUGUGGGAGUCCUGGGGCAACAACAUGGUGGUCAGAGUCAAAUGGUUUUAUCACCCAGAAGAAACCAACCCUGGGAAGAAACUCAAUGAAGGCAAGCGCUGGGAUCAGAAAUCGGGCAGGAGUCUGGCCACAGCUUUGCAGGCAUCCAACCAGAGGAAGGACUUUAUGGAGAGAGCCCUCUACCAGUCCUCCCACGUGGAUGAAAAUGAUGUCCAGACCAUCUCACACAAGUGUCUUGUUGUUGGUCUGGAUCAGUAUGAGCAGAUGCUAAAGACAAAGAAAUACCAAGACAGUGAGGACCUCUACUACCUUGCAGGGACCUACGAGCCCACCACGGGCAUGAUCUUCAACACUGACGGGGUCCCUGUCAUCUGCUGACUGCCCAGGGCACACAUGCCAGCCCCUGGGAAGGGAUGGGACAAACCUGAGGACGUGCCUGUUCAGACGACAUGAUUGUUUCUUUCAAUGCUCAUUUCUGUGUCACACUACAGACAGGAGAGCGCGAGAGACGCGAGGAGGAAGGAGAAGGCUGAAGAAAGGGGUUGGGGAAGCAGUUACAGGACUCGAGGAAGAUGCCAUUGAGGGGGUGGUGGUGGUGCUUGAACCCCAAGGCUCUUCUGGAAGUGGCUUUAAGUACGGUGACACUUGACCAACUUCUCCCUUCCUCCUUUUGGUCCAGGAAAGCACAUGGGUCUCGUGAUCAUUUCACCAGCGGGACCCCCCGGCAGGAGGGAUCCCUUUUGUGUCAUUUUCCCCAUCAGUAACUCGGAAGCCGCCCGCACGUGGAAGCACCCUCUUGCCUUCUGCGUGCGCUCCUCUCCGUCCUUAUAUUCCCUUUCCUGCUUAGUUUCGCAUGACCCUUUAUAGGAAGGACAGGGUGAAAGAGAAAGGAGAUGAGUCUCUCUCAGCGCCUCGUCUCGAUCCUCUCAGCGCCUUUUUGCUGUUCCCUUUCCCUGGAGGCCCCUCUGGCAGCGUGUGGAGCACGACAGGGCAGGGCUGGCUCCAGCAGAGAUGGCAGAAGAGAAUCCUCUGGCCUGGGAGGAGCCAGGUGGAAGAGGGAGCCAACAUCCAGUCUUGGAAGCUGCCUUCCCACUGCCUUGAACAAACUGAACCCUCUGCAGCUCUGCACCCCUUCUGCCUUGCAAAGGAGGGAGCAAGCAAGUGGCAAAGGGGGUGACACGUGGCAAACUGAGACCUCAUCUUGGAGCGUGCAGUGAAGGGGGAGGAAAAGACUGGGGAAAAGCGCAGUGAAGGGGCAGGAAAAGACUGGGAAAAGCUGCAGUGAUGGAGCAGGAAAAGACUGGGAAAAGCUGCUGCUUGGUGCUUGGAGGAGAGAAGAUCAGAGGCCACUGGAUUCUGGCAUCCCUCACCCAGCUUUACCCACCAUGCCUUGCCUGUGCCGUGAUGUGGAGCUGCUGGGAAGCCUUGCCCAUGGUUUGAAGGGAAUGGUGCAGUGUGUGAACCCGGCUGUGCCUGCCCACGGCGCUCCCACAGCCAGAGCCCCGCUGCCACCCUGGGCUCAGGGACUGCACCGUUCAGCUGCCUCCAUCCACAGAGGAGCUGAGUUUCCCUUGGGCGCUGCCACUGCUGCUCCAGGGUUACACCUGGCAAGAGGGAACACUGGAGGAGAACCUGAGGAGAACGACGCACCAUCCUUGCACUUAAACAAAACUCCAAGAGACGCACUGAUCUUUGCAACUCCCGACUCGCACUACGGAUGGCCGGGACGCGGAGCGGGGCGACGCUUAAGCCAAGGACAGAUUGGAAACUCUCCACCCUGGCAGCGUACCAGAGACUGGAGGCCAGGGCUCAGGGGUGAGGGACAGCCCCACAGAGUUACCCCUCGUCCUUUAAACAAACCACACAUGGUGCUGAGCUCGUACCAUCUCCAGCCCGGGCCACCGGCGGACAGUGACGGUUCUAGCCUGUACAGUUUUAAUGUACCAAAAGACUCUUUAGCCCUCCUGUAUUAUAAGUCUUUAAAUGGAUUCAACUUUUUAAUUAUAAAUAUAAAUAUAAAUAUAUAUAUAUAAAUAUAAACUUUUUAAAACUGUGAAAAAAAUUAUGAAAUUAUAAAAAACAAAAAAAGAAAAAAACCCACAACGGCAGAAAUGAACACAGUCUGACGUUUAGAAUAUUAUUUUUUAUUUCCUGUUGGAUUGUGAUUGUAAAUGAUCUGGGAACAGGCACACCCCCCACGCUCAAAGUGUACUGUACUUCUAGAAGCAAAUUGUGUGAGCAUAUUUUAAAGAGCGAGAGAGAGAGCGCGCGAGAGAGAUUUUAUGCUAAUGUUAAAUAGAAAGCACUUAAAACCCACUGCCUUCUAUGGAACACAAGGAUAUUUCAGACAAUCGAGAGGAAAGGAGAGCCAGGUUUUUGUCUUUUUGUUUUGUUUUGUUUAUGUUUUGUUUAAAACAAUUUUUUUGGCAUUCUGUUUGUUGGAGAACUCCGUGUGAUCUUUUUUCAUAAAAAAAAAAAAAAA